AUGCAGUUUGAAAUAGGAGAUAAAGUAUUCCUGAAGAACGAGAAGGAGAAACUUUAUGCCAAGUCCUUCAAGUGUGAAAUUUUGGCUUAUAGAAACAAGUUGACGACCAUGGUAGUGAGUAAAUCACAUGCAAUGUGCCGCAUUGUCAGGUCCCGAGUCAUAGCAGUAGAGAAGGAUGAUCAGAAAGAUCAAAAGCUUGCUUUUGGGACAAUAGAUGUGUCCAGUGUGCAUAAUGUGUUUCAAGUAUCGAUGUUACGUGAGUAUGUGAGCGAUCCAAGAUUUGUUACACUUUCUGACUUCCGGCCAUCGGACUCGCAAAAUGAAGGGCAAAGUCGACCUUUCAGGCAGAUGUCGGAGGUGACCUUGGAUGAGUAUUGCACUUGUGGAAAGAGGACGGUGAUGGUGACGUCGAGGACGGACAACAACCCUGGAAGGCGAUACGCGACGUACAAAGGGAGUGAUUGCAAACAUUUUGUGUGGAUCAACCCUCCAAUGUGUACAAGAGCUCGACAAAUUAUCCCUCGACUUUUGAGACGCAUUAAUCUGGCAGAAGCUGAAUUGGCAAGCAAGAAAAAAAUGGGUGAAGUGGCUGUGGUGUUUAAUUGUUAUUUCAUGGAUCAUGAUGUUUUUUCUUCUUAAGAAGUAGGCAGGCUAAGUUGCUAUGGUGUUAGACUUGUUUUGUUAUCUUUGUUUUGGGUGGAGUGAUUGUGGUGUGGCUAAGUUCUGAAGUGAAGUAUGAAGUGGUUUGUGUAAGACUUAUUCAAAUGUUUUGUGUAAUGUGGUUUGUGAUUCAAAUGGUUUGUGUAAUGAAUGUGGGAUUUUGGUAUUGUAAGGCUUUUGUAAGACCUGUUCUGUUCAAUUUGUAUGGAAUGUGCUU
Striga asiatica is the source of this 877-nucleotide messenger RNA. The record is from the annotation of a GenBank genome assembly. Lineage: Eukaryota; Viridiplantae; Streptophyta; Magnoliopsida; Lamiales; Orobanchaceae.